AUGCCCCAUUCCGAUGAAAAAGAUGCGCUUGAACUGCAACUACAUGAAUGGCGAGCGGAAAACGAGCUUCGAAUUACCUAUCCGUCGGUCAAAGACUACAUAAUAUCUAUCGUUGGGCCAACACCUUGCGAGUUGCCAUAUAAGCAAAGACAUGACCAUAUCGGGUCGACUCUGAGGAGGGAUAUAGGAUACGCCCCCAUUUUGCUCACCGAAGACAUCGUGGAUGGGAUCUACACGGGAAGUCCUGAAAGACAAUUCGUUGAAUAUAUGCUUGUUUUGUUGAGGCUUCUGAAUCUCGGAAACGAACCGCCGCUAUUAAUACGCCCCUCGAUUUCCAGCAUUUUCGGUUCCCAGAAAGGAAAAGAGCUAAUUACGGUCCUGCGAGCAAGUCGCGAGGAUUUGAAAAUAGACAUCAGCGAGUGUAUGAAGCUAGUCACUCAGUUUGAUGUUUAG
Molecule: messenger RNA, 453 nt
Organism: Penicillium verhagenii
Lineage: Eukaryota; Fungi; Ascomycota; Eurotiomycetes; Eurotiales; Aspergillaceae
Exons: 2
Coding region: 1-453 (150 amino acids)
Source: RefSeq, a predicted model, not a curated record